This is a messenger RNA of Notechis scutatus (mainland tiger snake), 3184 nucleotides long. It is a transcript of the gene ACSL4, whose product is annotated as acyl-CoA synthetase long chain family member 4. Lineage: Eukaryota; Metazoa; Chordata; Lepidosauria; Squamata; Elapidae. Gene Ontology annotation, biological process: neuron differentiation; long-chain fatty-acyl-CoA metabolic process; long-chain fatty acid metabolic process. Gene Ontology annotation, molecular function: arachidonate-CoA ligase activity. Gene Ontology annotation, cellular component: lipid droplet; plasma membrane; endoplasmic reticulum. The record is from RefSeq and is a predicted model, not a curated record.
GCCUAGAUACAAAUACUGCUCGUUUCCCCAUCCUUGCUGUGGACUGAAUUUGUUUAGAAGACCUGAGUUCUCUUGGAAGCGAUUGAUUCUUCUAAACUUCAGCCGCCUAAAGUCUUCGUUUCUGCUUUUGCCUGCUGCUCCUGCUGCUGUUUCCUCCUUGAGAAAAAAAAAAACUUAAGAAACUUGGAUUCCCCAAAAGGACAGGUGGCAGAUCUAAAAGAAAAAGAAAGCUGUUCACUAUGAAUCUUAAACAAAGACUGUGGAUCUUUGUGUGGUUCCCCUUGUAUUUUUUGAUAAAUGUGUACAGUGCCCUUGUAUUCAUACCCUGGUAUUUUCUUACAAAUGUUAAGAAGAAAAAAGCUAUGGCGAAGCGCUUAAAAGCUAAGCCCAUCUCAGACAGCCCUGGAAGUCCCUAUCGGUCUGUUUCGCAUAUGGAAUCAUUAGCCAAUAUAGACUUUCCUGGAGUGGACACACUGGACAAGUUGUUUGACCUUGCUGUGACCAAGUUUGGGAAGAAAGACUGUCUUGGAACAAGAGAGGUCCUGAGCGAAGAGAACGAAAUGCAGCCAAAUGGAAAAGUAUUUAAAAAGUUAAUCCUAGGAAACUAUAGGUGGUUGAACUAUGAAGAGACCAACCAGAAGGCGAAGCACUUUGGGAGUGGGUUAGUGGCGCUUGGAUUGCAGCCCAAGAGCACCGUGGCCGUAUUCUGCGAGACUCGAGCCGAAUGGUUUAUUGCCGCCCAGUCUUGCUUCCGGUACAACUUCCCUCUUGUUACCCUAUAUGCAACCCUUGGAGAAGAGGCAGUAACCUAUGGAUUAAAUGAAUGUGAAGCAUCCUUUCUAAUCACUAGCUUAGAUCUUUUGGAAGGCAAACUGAAGAAUGUACUGUCAAAAAUUCCCUGCCUUAAAUACAUCAUUUAUGUGGACAAUAAGACUAUCAAUAAAUCGGAGUAUCCUAAAGGGCUGGAGAUUCAUAACAUGCAAGCAGUAGAAGAACUUGGGGCCAAACCAGAAAACUUAAGCAUCCCUCCCUGCCGCCCUGUCCCUACAGACAUGGCCCUUGUAAUGUAUACCAGUGGCUCCACAGGGAGGCCAAAAGGGGUCAUGAUGGUCCAUAAAAACUUGAUAGCUGGAAUGACUGGACAGUGUGAGCGAAUACCUGGCCUGGGACCCAACGACACAUAUAUUGGCUACUUGCCUUUGGCUCAUGUAUUAGAACUAACAGCAGAAAUUUCCUGUAUUACUUAUGGCUGCAGGAUUGGAUAUUCCUCACCACUCACCCUGUCAGACCAGUCCAGCAAAAUUAAAAAGGGAAGCAAAGGAGACUGCACUGUUCUGAAGCCCACUUUGAUGGCAGCUGUGCCAGAAAUCAUGGAUCGAAUUUAUAAGAACGUUAUGAGUAAAGUUCAGGAGAUGAACUAUUUCCAGAAAACUUUGUUCAAGAUAGGAUAUGACUAUAAAUUGGAACAAAUAAAAAGAGGCUAUGAUGCACCUCUCUGUAACUUACUGCUGUUUAAAAAGGUGAAGGCCCUGUUGGGAGGGAACGUACGUAUGAUGCUUUCCGGAGGGGCUCCCCUCUCCUCUCAAACCCAGAGAUUCAUGAACAUCUGCUUCUGCUGCCCUGUUGGCCAAGGCUACGGCCUGACGGAAACCUGUGGAGCGGGCACCAUUACUGAAGUAACUGACUACAGUACUGGAAGAGUUGGAGCUCCUCUUAUCUGCUGUGAGAUUAAGCUCAGAGACUGGCAAGAAGGAGGCUACACAACAAGAGACUUGCCACACCCUAGGGGAGAGAUUAUAAUUGGAGGGCCCAAUGUCUCUAUGGGAUACUUCAGAAAUGAUGAGAAAACAGCUGAAGAUUUCAUUGUCGAUGUCAAAGGCCAGCGAUGGUUCUGUACUGGAGAUAUUGGUGAAUUUCAUUCUGACGGGUGCCUCCAAAUCAUAGAUCGUAAAAAAGACUUGGUGAAGUUGCAAGCUGGAGAAUACGUGUCUCUUGGCAAAGUUGAGGCAGCCUUGAAAAACUGUCCCCUGAUUGACAAUAUUUGUGCAUAUGCGAAAAGCAACCAGUCUUACGUUAUCAGUUUUGUGGUUCCCAAUCAGAAGAAACUCAUGGCACUUGCUGAGCAGAGGGGCAUGUCUGACAACUGGAUCAACAUCUGUAACAAUCCUGUCAUGGAAUCGGAAGUUUUGAAAGAGAUUAAGGACAUGGCUAACAAAAUGAAGUUGGAAAGAUUUGAAGUGCCCAUCAAAGUCCGCCUGAGUCCCGAGCCCUGGACUCCCGAAACAGGCUUAGUCACUGAUGCUUUCAAACUGAAAAGAAAGGAGCUGAAGAACCAUUACCUCAACGACAUCGAGCGGAUGUACGGAGGGAAAUAAGGCCUCCCAAUCGCCCUGCGUCAGAAACCGUGCGUUGUUUCUUCUGGAACUGAAUGACGAACGAAUUUCCCAAAGAGCGGCUGCAUUUCCAAACAGAAGCAGUGUUUCAUAAAACAGUUGAAAAUUUACUCUCAGUUACCCAGAAGGAACGGCUGUGCUGGCUUUCUGCCCUGCAGUUUCCCAAGAUGCUGUCAAAAAUACUGACCCACUGCCAUGGUUUCAUUAGACCACUUCCAGUUCCAAAUGGCUGUGUUCGUAUGGAACUCCCUCACCGGAUAAACCAGUAUUUCUACAGUCUUUCUAUUCUGGCUUCUUCUCUGAUUUGAAAGCAGUCAGAUCAUCUUGGCUUGAGUCCAAGGCGAUGUUUUCGAAAUGGAUGAAAACAAGCCAGUUGCAAAGGCGAUACGGAAGAAGGGUUGUAAGAGUGGGGCAGAACCAAGCCCCCUCCAAAACUCUGCUCCGGAAAUGGUUCUCUCAGGUCCUUUGCUAAAUGGUUCAUUGGAAGGUGACUGUCGUUGGUGGUCCAAAGAGAGGAAGAGGGAUUUCUCUUGUGAAAAUGGUACUUUCACCCCGCCGUAAACUGAGAGUCCAAAGCAACAACGCCUGAUUGGGUUCCUGCACCAUGUCCCAAGUUAUUCCUUCCUUUCGGUAGCACCAUCUCUGCCAUGAAAUUAUUCUUGCAAUUUCUGAUUUUUUAAAAAUUAUUCAUUCCACAAAAAAGGCACCGUAGGCAGUUGGCAGCAGUUUCCACGGCUCAAGAGAAUACUGGCGGUACUUUUAAAAGUCACGUUUGCUCCUGCGUUGGUGGG